Venturia canescens is the source of this 1206-nucleotide messenger RNA. Its product is annotated as phospholipase A2-like. Bases 472 to 1167 code for a protein of 231 amino acids. The transcript is spliced from 5 exons. The record is from RefSeq and is a predicted model, not a curated record. Gene Ontology annotation, biological process: arachidonate secretion; phospholipid metabolic process. NCBI's taxonomy places the organism in Eukaryota, Metazoa, Arthropoda, Insecta, Hymenoptera, Ichneumonidae.
AAUAGGGCAACAAAAGAAAAUUGAAACACUUUGAGUAAAAAAAAUCGAUGAAGAAACGGCGUGAAUAAUCCGGGGGCGCAACACCCCAAAAAUUUGACGUUUCUGUUUCCUGACGAUAAAUUGUUUAACAAAAAAAUUCUACGAAUAAGUUUUAUCUAUUUUUUAAACGGAUUUUGAGGAAAAAAGAGCGAAAUCAAGGCACAAGCAAUUUACAGGCUCGUAAGUAAAACUAUGAUUACGAAAUAAGAAACAAAAAUGCAAACACAAGUGUCCCGUAUUUUCAUUGACGCUCUUUUUUUCUUAUCACUAUUCAAUCAUCUUUACAAUUCUAUUUCAUCGUAACGAGCAAUAUAAAGCCGUGUUUUGGCUGAGGAACUGUAUUGUGGAGCUUGAGGAAGCGAUCGGACAAGUUGAGAAAAUUUCAAUUGAACACGUUCGUCAGGAUUCUCCGACGAAGCGAAGCACGCAGAAAUGUUUCUCGUGGCUCGAACUUCCUUGCUCGUUUGCAUUUCCCUCGCAAUAGUCGUUCGCGGACGACCCCUUUCCGAGGAUGCCAACGGCAGCGAGAAUGUCAUAUCCCCUGGGAACUCGACGAGGAGAUCUGACAUAAGCUUAAUGAUUAAUUUCAUGGAUGAAAUUGUCAAUCAAGUGAUCGACACCCUCUUCGGACGUCAGGAUGCGCCUGCCUAUAGCCCGCCAGAUGGUUACGUUCACGUUUCGAACCGUCAAAACAACGGUUCUCGCUUAAUCGUACCACAUACUAAAUGGUGCGGCGAGGGAAAUAUAGCAAAGGACGUAAACGACCUCGGACUCUUCAGGCAAACCGAUGCUUGCUGUCGGGAUCAUGACCUCUGUCAGGCCAUCAUCCUGCCAGGUAGAAGUUUUGGGCCGCUUAACAAUACCGAAACUUAUCCGCGAUUCUCGUGUUCAUGCGAACUAAAAUUUUACCAAUGUCUCAAGAAGACCGGCUCUUUUAAAUCGAACAUGGUAGGAUGGGGGUACUUCAAUAUUUGGAGGCCUAAGUGCUACGCUGAAAUGCCUCCAAUCACCGGUUGUGCAACGUACUCGGAGUAUAACGUGUUCUCCCCUAAAUGCUUACUUUACAAAGUAGACGAAAAGCGAGAUGUGAUACUCCAAUGGAUCGACACCAAAGACUGGCUCGAAUGAGAAACGAAUUUUUUCACUGCGUUUCCCUCGCUGCUGUGA